CACUAACUGAUUGAUUAACUGAAUGUGUAUCUGUUGUUUCCCCUCCUGACCUCCGGGCGGCAGCGUUCUUUCAUUUUAAACUUUUAAUCUGAAAAACCCUGACUGGGAGGACACCGGAAGUCUGGUGUCUUCACUGUGAUGUGUGUCUGGCGGCGGGAUAGCUGUGUAGUUUGUUAUUAGUGAGUUUUAAGAAGACAGAGCUCCAGAAUCCAGAGUGAGUCCAGCAGCCCCAGUGGAGCCCUGCUGGAUUUCAGGACCAGAGAGGAAUGGAGGAGGACAACCAGAACCAGGAGCAGCGGAGCAACGAGGUCCCCAGAAGACAAGCAGCAGACUGGGACUCUGAUAGCAGCCAUGUUCAGGAGCCCUCAGCAGACGUCAAGCUGGCGACCGGAGCAGGAAAGAAGAGCAAGAAGGCCCAGGAGGAGGAGCAGCCUGCAGCAGUGAAGGAGGAAGAGGAGGAGGAGGAGGAGGAGGAAGAGGAGGAGUAUGUGGUGGAGAAGGUUUUGGACCGCAGAGUGGUGAAGGGAAGAGUAGAGUUUCUGCUGAAAUGGAAGGGGUUCUCAGAUGAGGAGAACACAUGGGAGCCACAAGACAACCUGGACUGCCCCGACCUUAUCACCGAGUACAUGCAGAAACACAAGGAGAAGGAGGAGAAAAAGAAGGAGGGCAAGAGGAAAGUUGUCCAUAAGGCCUCGGGAGACUCAGAGGAGCGACGGAGCAAGAGGAAGAAGGAGGAGGAGCCCUCAGCAGACGUCAAGCUGGCGACCGGAGCAGGAAAGAAGAGCAAGAAGGCCGAGGAGGAGGAGCAGCCUGCAGCACCUCCUGCAGCAGCGGCAAUGAAGGAGGAGGAGGAGGAGGAGGAGUAUUUGGUGGAGAAGGUUUUGGACCGCAGAGUGGUGAAGGGAAGAGUAGAGUUUCUGCUGAAAUGGAAGGGGUUCUCAGAUGAGGAGAACACAUGGGAGCCUCAAGACAACCUGGACUGCCCCGACCUUAUCACCGAGUACAUGCAGAAACACAAGGAGGAGAAAAAGAAGGGGGGCAAGAUGAAAGUUGUCCAUGAGGCCUCGGGAGACUCAGAGGAGCGAGGGAGCAAGAGGAAGAAGGAGGAGGAGCCCUCAGCAGACGUCAAGCUGGCGACUGUAGCAGGAAAGAAGGGCAAGAAGGCCGAGGAGGAGGAGCAGCCUGCAGCACCUCCUGCAGCUGCAGCAGCAGUGAAGAAGGAAGAGGAGGAGAAGUAUGAGGUGGAGAAGGUUUUGGACCGCAGAGUGGUGAAGGGAAGAGUAGAGUUUCUGCUGAAAUGGAAGGGGUUCUCAGAUGAGGAGAACACAUGGGAGCCACAAGACAACCUGGACGGCCCCGACCUUAUCACCGAGUACAUGCAGAAACACAAGGAGGAGGAGAAAAAGAAGGAGGGCAAGAGGAAAGUUGUCCAUGAGGCCUCGCGAGACUCAGAGGAGCGAGGGAGCAAGAGGAAGGAGGAGAAACGGAGAGGAAGAAAGGGACUCAAAUGUCACCACUGUCAACACUGUGACAAAUCCUUCACAACAUCAACAUAUUUAAAGAUUCAUCAGAGAGUUCACACUGGAGAGAAUCUACACAGUUGUGAUCAAUGUGGGGCAGCUUUCACACUACAGAGUAAUCUAAAAAACCAUCAACGCAUUCACACUGGAGAGAAGCCAUACAGCUGUGAUCAAUGUGGGGCAGCUUUCACACAACAAGGUAAUCUUAAAAACCAUCAACGCAUUCACACUGGAGAGAAGUCGUACAGCUGUGAUCAAUGUGGGGCAGCUUUUACACUACAGAGUCACCUAAAAAGACAUCAACGCAUUCACACUGGAGAGAAGCCGUACAGCUGUAAUCAAUGUGGGGCAGCUUUCACACUACAGAGUCACCUAAAAACACAUCAACGCAUUCACACUGGAGAGAAGCCAUACAGCUGUGAUCAAUGUGGGGCGGCUUUCACACUACAGAAUCACCUAAAAACACAUCAACGCAUUCACACUGGAGAGAAGCCUUACAGCUGUAAUCAAUGUGGGGCAGCUUUCACACACCAGAGUAACCUAAAAACACAUCAACGCAUUCAUACUGGAGAGAAGCCGUAUUGUUGUGAACAAUGUGGGAAAACUUUUACUCGGAGUGGUAGCCUUGAAAAACACAGACGUGUUCACACUGGAGAGAAGCCGUACUGGUGUGAACAAUGUGGGAAAACUUUUUCUGUGAGUAGUCACCUUAAAACCCACCAGCGCAUUCACACUGGAGAGAAGCCGUACUGGUGUGAUCAAUGUGGUAAAACAUUUUCUCAGAAUGGUAACCUAGAAAGCCACCGACGUGUUCACACUGGAGAGAAGCCGUAGUGGUGUGAUCAAUGUGGGGAAACUUUUUCUCAUAGUAGUAAUCUUAAAUAUCACCACCAGCUCAUUCACACUGCCUCAUUGUGAACAUGUUUGAGAGCCAAGCUGUUUCCUCCUGCCUCCUCCUCAUGCCCUGAUAGCUGUGUUGUUAUAUUCUGAUCUUCUCUCCACAUUGAAGGCUGACCA
Messenger RNA from Sander lucioperca (pikeperch), 2537 nucleotides. RefSeq names its product zinc finger protein 436-like. Gene Ontology annotation, biological process: regulation of transcription by RNA polymerase II. The record is from RefSeq and is a predicted model, not a curated record. The transcript has 9 exons. Bases 267 to 2354 code for a protein of 695 amino acids. NCBI's taxonomy places the organism in Eukaryota, Metazoa, Chordata, Actinopteri, Perciformes, Percidae. Gene Ontology annotation, molecular function: DNA-binding transcription factor activity, RNA polymerase II-specific; RNA polymerase II cis-regulatory region sequence-specific DNA binding.